UAUCUCAGGGGAUGCAUAUCUGGCCCGACCCUUUCCCCCAAACAUUAUAUUUUUGUCUCCAGGGAAAGCUCUGAACACUCAAGUGGUAUGGAACUCAGUUCCUGGACACCAGGCAAAAGGCUCCAGUGGAACCACAGCUGCAGUUAAGGUCUUCAUUAAGUGACUUAAUGAUGCCCAUGUCUGUGUUUUGUUCAGCGAUUCAUCCAGAGAGACAAAAGAUAAAGAUGUGAAAAGGAGUCAGGAAUGGUGAAUAUACAACCAAAAGGGGUCUAGAUUCCAGGUUAUGGAGGUGGGAAAUAUAUUAUUCCCUUGCAAAAGAGAAAAAUUGUUAAAGACUCCAAGAAUACGCAUCUAAGAACCCCAGGUUCAGAAUCACUGGAUUUGCAAACUACACUGAUUCGAUGAUAAUGUCUUUCACCUGCAAGUUAUAACUAUGAGAGAAGUUUGUCUUUGUAAUCACAGGCUCCUUGUAUUAUUAUCAAAAACCUUUAGCAGCGCAUACUUCACAGACAUCUGAGUGUACAUCCAAGAUCUCAGAUUGAGGCAUAGCUGGACACCUCCUGGCAAAGGCAUCAUGCAAAUCUUCCCAUGGGGACUUGUCAUAGCAGCAGCGGUGGUGCUCCCAGCCUUUUACUUCAUUACGGAAAACCCUUUUGACAGUACGAGUUUCCUGUCUUUGGAGGAAAAGAAGAUGGUAGCUUGGCAGAGAGCCCGGAUGCAGAUCAACCCUGGCAUAACAGAACACCUCAGAAACUUCAAAGACAUGCAGAGAAACUCAGAGCCACUCAAAAAUGUGAACACUCAGAUCUUGAUUGGAGUCCCUCCCGUGGAAAAAAAACUGCUGACCAUAGGGAUUUCCUCGGUGCAGCAUCCCCAAGGGAGCUACGUCUUGGACACCCUACAAUCUCUCUUCUUUGCUUCUUCCUCACCUGAGCAGAAACUCUUCGUCGUUCUAAUACACCUGGCAAGUCCCAGCUCCACGUGGCUUGGUCAAAUGACCUCCAACAUCUCAACCCUCUUUAAAUCAUACAUCCAAGCCAGACAGCUACUUGUAAUCAACACACCUCAGAAAAGCUAUCUUCCUCUGAAGAAACUUCCGGGACCGUUUAGCGACAGCCCCGCCUUUGUAGCCUUUUACUCCAAGCAGAACAUGGAUUAUGCCUUCCUCAUGAACUUUGCUGCCAACUACUCUGACUACUUCUUGAUGAUUGAAGAUGAUGUGAAAUGUCUCCCUGGAUUUGUCACCCAGAUUGUUAGCAUACUGUCUGCCUGGGAGAGAAGGCUUUGGGUGACUCUGGAGUUCUGUCCCCUGGGCUUCAUUGGAAAACUCUUUCACACUAGAGACCUCCCUUACUUUGUUCAUUUCCUUCUCCUUUUUUACCAAGAAAUGCCUUGUGAUUACCUCCUUUCCCAUUUUCUUAACCUUCUCAAGCAAAACCCAAUCCAAUUCUCCCCCUCCCUCUUCCAGCAUGUAGACAAAUUCAAUAGCUUCAAAGAAGUUGAGGAAAAUAUUGGCUACCCCAGCAAUCCUGCUGCCACCCUUUAUACUAACCUGAAUGUCACCGAUAACUCUAACCUCAUGAGUGCCUACAGCUUGGAUAACAGUUACUUUUAUAUUGAGGAGGCAAAGGCUGGCAGCUAUCUGACUGUGUUUUUGCACAUACCUGCCAUAGUCUUCCAUGUUCAAGUGCUCACAGGCUCUGAACUAAAAGAGGAGAAUCAACUGGAAGAGGGACAAGUAGAACUGGGAUAUGAUUCUACUAAUAGGGUCACUGACUGUGAUGACUAUGUUCUCCUGGGGAUGCUAAUAAAUGGCACCCUGAAUAAGCAUGUAUUAUCUGAAGACUCAGGGAAGAAGGUAAAAUGUGUGAGACUAUUUGUAACAGCUACUGUGUCCUCUGGAUUAAUAGUGAGGCACAUCAACCUCUGGGUUAGAUAAAGUUUAAGUAGUAUAAAGAUAAGCCACUGGAAAUUCUAGAUUGGAGGGAGAAUCUACAGUGUUAACAAAACCUAAGUCUUGAAACUGUGAGGAAAAUCUCUUUACUGGGCCCUUUCAAGAUUCUUAAUACAUUCUGUUGAAAGGCAGAGCAAAAGUAACAUCCUCUUGGUCCCAGAGACUUAUGAGUGGAAGGAGGAAGUUUAUUAAAAUUUUUUGAUGUUCUGUCCCAAAA
Chinchilla lanigera (long-tailed chinchilla) is the source of this 2171-nucleotide messenger RNA. Its product is annotated as alpha-1,3-mannosyl-glycoprotein 4-beta-N-acetylglucosaminyltransferase C-like. The coding region runs from base 575 to 1939 and encodes 454 amino acids. Gene Ontology annotation, molecular function: acetylglucosaminyltransferase activity. The transcript is spliced from 5 exons. Gene Ontology annotation, biological process: protein N-linked glycosylation. The record is from RefSeq and is a predicted model, not a curated record. NCBI's taxonomy places the organism in Eukaryota, Metazoa, Chordata, Mammalia, Rodentia, Chinchillidae.